Westerdykella ornata is the source of this 793-nucleotide messenger RNA. RefSeq lists its product as uncharacterized. The record is from RefSeq and is a predicted model, not a curated record. The transcript is spliced from 4 exons. NCBI's taxonomy places the organism in Eukaryota, Fungi, Ascomycota, Dothideomycetes, Pleosporales, Sporormiaceae. Bases 116 to 634 code for a protein of 172 amino acids.
AACAUCCGUGACUGGUAGGUCGUACUCAGUAAGCCUCGCCCUGCGUGACGCAGGAGAGCGCCGCUGGCAGAUCCUCAUCAGAGUAUAUCAACCCUGCCUGACACCCAGCUUUCUGAUGUCACGCUGCCUAUUUAUCUCCUACUGUUGUAUACAUAGGUACUUUUAUUGUGUGUUAUUCCCAUUUCCGCUCACUCCCAAUCAAACGUAUCCUUCCAGCUCGAUCUUACCCUGCCCCACUUCACUCUUUCAACUCCAUCAACAACUUUCGACUCGCCGCCAAGCCACCCAAUUCCAAAACCCACCGCCCGCGUGCUGUGGCGCACGGGAUUUUCUCUUUCCCGGCUUCCGCCCAUCCCGCGCCCCGCCAAGUCUUCUCCGCUAUGACGACAUCGCCUGGCUGCUCGUCGUUUCCCUUGCCCGCUUCCGGAAACGGAAAAGUGAGAUCGGCAGGGGAGCCCGCGAGAUCAGCGCGCGAAAGCGUUUGAAAAGACCUGCGAAGACCUCCGCCCACCCGCCAGGGAUCUCUUGGAAGAAUGUGAAACAGCAUCCGGGAUGGGCAGAUGAGGAUGCGCGUUUUGGAUGGUUUGUUGGUGUUUGGGGUUGGGGGCCAGGCCAAAUCACUUCGAAAUACUGACUGUUGCACCGUACUAGAAAUUCUUCUUACAGUACAUACCGUGUGGUACUCAGGUCCUCCAACGCGACUCGGACCUUCACGAGGCUGAAUCAAGGUCCGCCAGUCACAUCACUUCGAAAUACUCUCUGUUACACCGUCUGCAAGCCAUACCCCCAAUGU